Drosophila nasuta is the source of this 878-nucleotide messenger RNA. RefSeq names its product dentin sialophosphoprotein-like. NCBI's taxonomy places the organism in Eukaryota, Metazoa, Arthropoda, Insecta, Diptera, Drosophilidae. Bases 103 to 651 code for a protein of 182 amino acids. The record is from RefSeq and is a predicted model, not a curated record. The transcript has 2 exons.
GUGCCAUUCAAUAUGCUAUUCUGACAGAACACAUUCAUUUUUCGGCAAACUUGUUUUUCCAAAUUUCUACAAAAUUCCUGUUUUAAAUUUUGGGUAUUGGCCAUGUCAGAUCCCAAUGAUGAGAAUCCCGCUGAGGCAGGCGAUGCACCACCUCCAGAGGACCCACAGAAUGACCGAAACUCAGAACCUAUCUCAGACGGACGCAAUACAAAUGCCCAAGAUGACAGAAAUUCACAGCCUAACCCAGAACAACGCGACACAAAUGCCCAGAAUGACAGGCAGCCAAGUAGAAAUUUGGAGCAACAGGAUAACACAGAAGAAAAAAGGCCAACAGAUCAAGAAAGUAAAGAGGAACCAGAAGCUAAUAGGACUAUGAGUGAAAACAAGAAUGUCGAUGGCAGAGACAGUAAAAAACGGGACACAGAAAAAUCCUCCAAAAGCGAACAACCGGAGGGUAUUGAAGAUAAUGAAGUUGCGGACGAUGAGGAUUCUGGUUCAUCAAAUGUAACCUAUGCUUUCCAAAUCGUUCGAGCCGUCGUUAUCUUUGUGGUUGGCUGCAGAAUUGUUUCAGACCUAACGGAAUUUGAUCAAAAUUUAAAAACUUACAGAAAUAUUUUGACAAAACUUGAAAUCAACAUAAUGUAUUUUUAAAGACGUAAACUUAUUCAUCUCCUAACUAUAAUAUUAAUGAAAGUAAUAAUUAUAAAAACUUGCAAACGUUCGCGAUCAUCUUGAAAAGACAAAGCGAAAUCUAUCCGAUUCAGGGUUAAUUUUCUUCACGCACCUCAGUGGGCGUUGGACAAUAAGAAAACAUACUUCAAAGGCAUCCGGCGCGAUGGACGCACAUUAACCCAUUGACCAAGUUUGAGGAGCUGCAA